Dalotia coriaria is the source of this 1748-nucleotide messenger RNA. Its product is annotated as suppressor APC domain-containing protein 2. The transcript has 3 exons. Bases 139 to 1446 code for a protein of 435 amino acids. The record is from RefSeq and is a predicted model, not a curated record. NCBI's taxonomy places the organism in Eukaryota, Metazoa, Arthropoda, Insecta, Coleoptera, Staphylinidae.
UACCUGCUCUGGCCGGUCGCUCAGUUCGUGUUUGAGCGAGGCACGCGCCACACUGUUUGCUCGCCUCGUCGCGUCUACCAAGUGAAUAUCAGCUAUUCGAUGCAUUACGCGAGUGUAAAUAAAGUGUAAAUAAAAACAAUGACGUCGCCCUCGUCAACAUUGGACGGGCUUCCGAAGCAGUUUGUCACUGCGAUGCGCACCCUCUUUGAUAUCAUGGAUGACAAGCACACGGGGUACGUCAACUUCGUGGACAUCGAAAAUCGUUGGCAGGACGACGGCUCCAAAGGCCUGCCAAAAGGCGUCCUGGAAUCGCUGCGAAAAGUCACACCGCCCAAUGGUUUACUCUCCUUUGAACGCUUCUGUGCUGGACUAAAAAUCUCCUUGCUGCGUAACCAGGUAGAACGUACGGUGCCACCGCCUGUGACUGGUAUAUCACAAAACCGGCCACCAAGCGCACCUUUACUGGACCUGGACUCACCGCCAAAACCCACUUGGACCGCCAAUACUGUUGCCAUCCGUCCCAAUAAUGUUAUAUCGCAGCAACGCACCCUUUCGAUGCCACAAUUGCUUGUGGAGCGAAAGGAAAACAUCCCCGAUCAGGUCGAGCUGAUGCAAGCGUUCGACAACAAACCAGUUUCGAACGGCAAGCCCACGCUCUACGGGCCGCCGAAGCCGCCGAGAACCGGCUUGGCGGGCAUGCCGACGACCAACAUCGAUCGCGCCGAAAUACGCACCGCGCUGCAGAAUUGGCAGCUUGGCCUAAUGAUGAACGAGGAUGGCAAGGAUAAGCGAGGCCCGCAACAAUUCACGACAAACGCCCACGCCAACGGUGGCAUCUUCAGGACCUCGCGGUCUCUGGGCGACGGUAAGCCAGCGGCGCAAACGGACGCGCAAAUCACCGGGAUUUAUCAGAAGAAGGCGAACGUGCGGAGGCGCGAGCCACGCCGCCACACGUUGCAGAACGGAAUCGAUUACAACAUGCUCAAGCGCAUGAAGCAGAUCGAGCAGGAGAAAGACGUGCUGAUGCAGGGAUUAGGCGCGAUUGAGAAAGCCCGUGAUUGGUACCUCAAGAUGGUAGCUGCCGUGCAAGAGAAGAUGAAGUAUUUGGGCCGGAUGGGUCACGUCGAGCCAUGGUCUGAAGCACAGCAAGAAAAACUCGAACUCCAGCGUGCCAGAGUGCUAGAAGUUAAUAGGCACUUAGCCGCACUAACGGAUAGUUGGGAGAGAGGCGGCCUGCCACUGCACAUGAAUCUCGCCGUCCAUCAUUACCCACAGCCACACGACUUGUCCUCACGAUUAAAACAACAAAAUCAUCUACUCACUGAGGAGGUGGGAAAGAAGAGUGAACGAAUAACAAUCUUGGAGCGUGAAAAAGCAAGCCUUAUAAGAGAGCUUCUACAGACACGAAAUCAGAAUCGGAAUAGUCAAGAGGAAGCAGUGUUUUAAUAAAUUAUACAGAAAAACACUCCACGCAAAGUUACGGAUAAUAUUUACUGUAUUUAUUGCACAAAUGUUUGUGGUGCAUACAAUCGAGUUCAGAUUUGAUACAAAUUGUGAUUUUAUUAUUUAAGAUGCAUAAUUUUAUAUAAGAUUUACCAUUGAUGGUGGUAUAAAAGUUUACGUCGUGCUUUCCUGACUUUAAUUUGCCAUUAAGCUAUACAAUGUUUAGUAAAACAAUUAAUCAACAGCAAUAGAAUUACAAUGUAAAUACUUCAUGUGAAAUAAACAACUGUUAAGUACAUAAUAUA